AUGGCAGAAAAGCGCGCCGAAUCCGUUGAGAUGGCGCCACCAGACGACCAUCAUGGCUGGACAGGCGAGACCUCUGCUGAGGCUCGUGCUGCCACAGCCGCAGAACACUCCCUCAGCAUCCGCCAGGCCAUCCAGAAAUACCCCAAGGCCUGCUUCUGGUCCUGUGUUGUGUCCCUUGUAAUUAUCAUGGAUGGUUACGACACAGCCCUACUUGGAUCACUCUUUGCCUUCCCCAACUUCCAAAAGCGAUUUGGUAUCCCGAAUCCUUCUAAGCCAGGAACCUACCAGCUUGAGCCCAAGUGGCAAACAGCUCUUGGCCUGGCAAGUUCCCUGGGAGGCAUCGUUGGUAUCUUUUUCAACACGUGGAUGACAGAGAGGAUUGGACACAAGAAGACUCUUUUGAUAUCUCUGUUCUGGUUGACUGGAACUAUCUUCAUCUCCUUUUUUGCCCCUUCAGUUGAGGUUCUCUUCGUUGGUCAACUGCUUUGCGGCCUGGGAUGGGGUGUCUUCACCACGAUGGGACCUGCGUAUGCCUCUGAGGUCGCUCCUGUGGUUCUUCGCGCAUAUCUUGAGACGUACGUUGUGCUGUGCUGGGGCAUUGGUCAGCUCCUAUCUUACGCUGUUCUGGACUCUCUUGUUGGCAACAAGAGUAUCUGGGCCUGGAGGAUUCCUUUUGCCGUGCAGUGGGUAUGGCCUGUUAUCAUCGCACCUCUGAUGUUCUUCUGCCCCGAGUCGCCCUGGUGGCUGGUCCGCAGUGGAAGGUUGGAAGAGGCCAAGAUGUCCCUGAAGAGGCUUACGUCCAACAUGUCGGACGAAGAGCUUCAGAACCAGCUAUCUCUUAUGGUGCAGACCACAGAGCUUGAGCGCAGCAUCACAGAGGGAGCGUCGUAUCUCGACUGCAUCAGGGGAUCCAACCUCUGGCGCACGGAGAUCGCAUGUGUUGCCUGGGCCAGUCAAGUCCUUGUUGGUUUCGGCGUUUCCUCUUAUGCCACAUACUUUUUCGAACAGGCCGGUAUGUCGACCAAGAACGCUUACAAGUUGACUGUUGGCCAAGGUGGUCUUCACUUUGUCACCGUCCUCCUGUCUGUCUUCAUCAUCGCGAGGCAUGGACGGCGAUCGAUUUACAUUUGGGGCUGCCUCAUAAUGUCCGCUGCUAUGUUUGUCAUCGGCUUUGUGGCCAUCCCAAGGCAAAGCAGUGCCACAGGAGGCGUCUCUGCAGCGUUCUAUUACGUGUGGUAUUCUACCUACGAGAUGACGAUCGGCCCAAUUGCCUAUAUCAUUGUCGCCGAGGUUUCGUCUACUCGCCUGCGCUCCAAGACAAUUGGUCUGGCUCGGAAUGCCUACAAUGUCAUCAAUAUUGCCGCCACAUGCGUUGUUCCUCAUAUUCUUAAUCCCACAGCUGCGAACUGGAAGGGAAAGUCUGCUUUCUUAGCUGCCGGCUUCUGUAUCCUCUGCGCCGUUUGGGCUUGGUUCCGUCUUCCUGAACUGAAGGGUCGCACUUACGAGGAGCUCGACAUUCUUUUCACGAAGAAUCUGGGCGCUCGCGAUUUCAAAGGCUAUGAAUUUGAGAAUAAUAUUGAUAUUGAUGAGAAGUUGGGCGUCGAGUACAAAGAAUGA
Messenger RNA from Fusarium oxysporum Fo47, 1617 nucleotides. RefSeq names its product general substrate transporter. The record is from RefSeq and is a predicted model, not a curated record. Gene Ontology annotation, cellular component: membrane. Gene Ontology annotation, biological process: carbohydrate transport; transmembrane transport. Bases 1 to 1617 code for a protein of 538 amino acids. The transcript has a single exon. NCBI's taxonomy places the organism in Eukaryota, Fungi, Ascomycota, Sordariomycetes, Hypocreales, Nectriaceae. Gene Ontology annotation, molecular function: carbohydrate:proton symporter activity.